GCUGCAUUCAUGUGACCAGCUCACGUGCUCUCACACGUAAAUAUGAGCGGAGGACCGUUUCUCAAUCACACUGUUGAUUAGUCCCGUGUAGAGACAGGAGGGGGAAACUGGAGCUGAAGAUUUAAAGUUCACACCAACAGCUGACAAACAAGCCUCAGUUAAAAUGUGGCGUGCAGCCCUCCUGUUAUUGGCUGCCAGCUUGUCAGUGAGCCUGGCCAGACCCCACCUCAAACCACUGUCCGGUGACAUGGUGAACUACAUCAAUAAGCUCAACACUACCUGGAGGGCUGGUCACAACUUCAAAAAUGUCGACUACAGUUACGUCCAGAAACUCUGCGGCACGAUGCUGAAGGGACCCAAACUGCCAGUCUUGGUUCAGUAUUCUGGAGACAUGAAGCUGCCUAAAAACUUUGACUCAAGAGAGCAGUGGCCCAACUGUCCCACUCUGAAGGAGAUCAGAGACCAGGGCUCCUGUGGAUCCUGCUGGGCAUUUGGUGCUGCAGAGGCCAUCUCUGACCGUUUGUGUAUCCACAGCAAUGGCAAAGUCAGUGUGGAGAUCUCCUCUGAGGAUCUGCUGACCUGCUGCGACAGCUGUGGCAUGGGAUGUAACGGUGGCUACCCUUCAGCUGCCUGGGACUUCUGGACCAAUGUGGGACUGGUCUCUGGUGGUCUCUAUGACUCUCACAUUGGUUGUCGGCCCUACACCAUCCCUCCCUGUGAACAUCAUGUGAAUGGCACUAGACCCCCCUGCACUGGAGAGGGUGGAGACACACCCCAAUGCGUCCUGCAGUGUGAACCUGGAUACACACCUAGCUACAAAGCAGACAAGCACUAUGGUAAAACGUCCUACAGUGUGCUGUCAGACGAGGAGCAGAUCCAGAGUGAGAUAUACAAGAACGGUCCAGUAGAGGGAGCCUUCAUCGUCUAUGAAGACUUCUUGCUGUACAAGACUGGUGUGUAUCAGCACAUGACUGGGUCUGCUGUUGGUGGCCAUGCCAUCAAGGUCCUGGGCUGGGGCGAGGAGGGUGGUGUUCCCUACUGGCUCUGUGCCAACUCCUGGAACACUGACUGGGGUGAUAACGGUUUCUUUAAGAUCCUGCGUGGAUCAGAUCACUGUGGUAUUGAGUCUGAGAUUGUGGCGGGGAUUCCCAAAUAAGCUCAAAGGUUUUGAGCUGCGGUGACGAUUACAUAAUCACUAGAGGGCGACACACUCAACUUGCCUGCUCAAGAACUCAUUUAACAGCUUUUAGUCAUUUUUUGUUCCAGCCCACUGAUCAUGUUGCACACAUGGUGUGUGUUUUCUUUUGACAGCAGACAGAAAAAACUCAAACGCGAAUGAUCUGUUGCAAGGUCUCGUUCCUUCACCUCUUAAAGCGGGGUCAAUCAAAAGGUUGCACAGGAGGAAAAAAAUGUUCUGAAGACACGCAUGUGCAUUUCAUUUUAUCUGAGGUGAUUUGAAACAAACUGUCACUGCUGAAUUUCAUUUGGUCCCCUGUCCUCACCUCCUUUUUCUGCACCAGUGGAAAGUAUAGGCCUUUUUUUUAGUAAUACAGCCCAUUAUUGAAAGACAUUGAAAGACUCUGCCCAGUGCAGCACAGGACAGUUUGUCUGAAUGUGUCUAAUUUUUAAUGGUCACAGCUUUCAUAUUUGAUGUUUUCAUUAUUUCUCAGUGCCACUCUAUGAUGUCAGGAUGUACUCAUUGUGAUUGAUGUCUGUUAGUGUUUUUCAAUUUCGAGUGUCAGAUUAGAAAUGAAUGUUUUUUUUAAAUUUGUUAUGACUGUCUGCCUGUAUUAAUCAAAAUACUGACUGCAGCUUUUAUGUUCUGAAUAAAUAAAACAGUAUUUGGUUCCCAA
This is a messenger RNA of Epinephelus fuscoguttatus (brown-marbled grouper), 1853 nucleotides long. It is a transcript of the gene ctsba, whose product is annotated as cathepsin Ba. Bases 164 to 1156 code for a protein of 330 amino acids. Gene Ontology annotation, cellular component: lysosome. NCBI's taxonomy places the organism in Eukaryota, Metazoa, Chordata, Actinopteri, Perciformes, Serranidae. The record is from RefSeq and is a predicted model, not a curated record. Gene Ontology annotation, molecular function: cysteine-type endopeptidase activity. Gene Ontology annotation, biological process: regulation of catalytic activity. The transcript has 11 exons.